UGCACCAGGCUACCACAUCCACCACAACAGAGUCUCCACCACCAUGGCUAUCACCGACUAUCUUGCAGCCUCGGACAUCACAUCGGCUAUUAAUGCGUGUAAAGCGAAGGAUUCCUUUAGCACGAAGGAGUUUUUCAAGACAGUGGGUUUAUCCAAGAAAACUCCAACAGAGAUUGAGAAGGUCUUUAGGAUUUUGGACCAGGACAAAAGCGGCUUCAUAGAACAGGAUGAGUUACAACUGUUCCUGCAGAACUUCUCCAAAGGAGCGAGGCACCUGACUGUAGCUGAGACCAGAGGCUUCCUGCUGGAGGGAGACGCGGACGGAGACGGGAAGAUAGGCUGGGAAGAGUUUUCUGCGCUGGUCAAGUCUUCAUAAAACAUGCGUGACCCAUGUGUUUUGUUGUAUGGUGACAAUCUCAGGGUGGACCUCUUUUUGUAAUGUUAACUAGCUGCAGUAAAUUACACAGACUCAUCCAGAGAUUUUAUGUGUUUAGAAUAAUAAGUUGUAGUUAACGGAAUAAAGUAAUUAAAAACAUGAAAUCUUGCGUCUCUGCUAUGUGUCUUUCCCUUGCCAAGUGGUGAAAUAAA
Anarrhichthys ocellatus (wolf-eel) is the source of this 588-nucleotide messenger RNA. RefSeq names its product parvalbumin, thymic-like. Bases 44 to 376 code for a protein of 110 amino acids. Gene Ontology annotation, molecular function: calcium ion binding. The transcript has 4 exons. The record is from RefSeq and is a predicted model, not a curated record. Lineage: Eukaryota; Metazoa; Chordata; Actinopteri; Perciformes; Anarhichadidae. Gene Ontology annotation, cellular component: cytoplasm.